Aphanomyces invadans is the source of this 2424-nucleotide messenger RNA. RefSeq lists its product as hypothetical. The record is from RefSeq and is a predicted model, not a curated record. Gene Ontology annotation, cellular component: spliceosomal complex; Prp19 complex. The transcript has a single exon. NCBI's taxonomy places the organism in Eukaryota, Oomycota, Saprolegniomycetes, Saprolegniales, Verrucalvaceae. Gene Ontology annotation, biological process: mRNA splicing, via spliceosome. Bases 50 to 2326 code for a protein of 758 amino acids.
GCGGUCCUGAGCGGCCAGUGAACGGAAGAAACGAGGAAACCCAACGACCAUGCGGAUCUUGAUCAAGGGUGGGGUGUGGAAGAACACAGAGGAUGAGAUCCUCAAGGCUGCCGUCAUGAAGUACGGCAAGAACCAGUGGGCACGUGUCGCUUCCCUCCUCGCGCGCAAGUCGGCCAAGCAAUGCAAGGCGCGUUGGUACGAGUGGUUGGACCCGAGUAUCAAGAAGACCGAAUGGAGCCGCGAAGAAGAGGAGAAGCUUCUGCACCUGGCCAAGUUGAUGCCAUCUCAAUGGCGGACGAUUGCUCCGAUUGUCGGCCGCACGGCCGCCCAAUGCAUGGAACACUACGAGAAGUUACUUGACCAAGCUCAAAAAGGCGCGGACGGCGACGACACUGCGACCGAUGAUCCUCGCCGUCUACGACCAGGCGAGAUCGACCCAAACCCAGAAAACAAACCCGCGCGCCCUGAUCCCGUCGACAUGGAUGAAGAUGAGAAAGAAAUGCUGUCCGAAGCCCGGGCUCGUCUUGCCAACACAAAGGGCAAGAAGGCCAAGCGAAAGGCCCGUGAAAAGCAGCUUCAAGAGGCCAAGCGACUGGCUAGUCUUCAAAAGCGUCGCGAACUCAAAGCUGCAGGCAUCACCCCUGACAAAUCCAAGCAACUGGGGAAUCUCCGUAAGAAGCGCAAGUUUAUCGACUACGUCAAAGAGAUUCCGUUCGAGAAAAAGGUGCCAGCGGGGUUCUACGAUACAAGCGCGGAGCGAAGCAGUGCCGUUGCGUUGGACCCGAAGCAGACCGCGCUGUACCUAAACCAGCUUGAAGGCGUCCAUCGCGACGCGGAGGAAAAGCGGGCGCGCCGCGAGGAUGCAAAACGUCAGAAGAAGCUGCUGUCGUCAGCAUUACCACAACAAAUUGCAGCAAUUAACAAGCUGAAUGACCCGAGCUCGUUCAUCAAGCGGAAAGCACUCGACUUACCAGCUCCCAUGGUGACAAACGACGAAUUGGGGCUGCUGGCGAAGCAAGGCGCUUCCGACGUUGCGCAGGCCCAAAUGCUUGCGCUGGAGCAUUCAACAUCUCAGCAGUCGACUGCCCUCGUGACCGUGUACAAUCCGUUGGCCACGCCCGGUGGACCAGCCGCAACCCCCGCGCAUGCCGGCCAGGCUUCGCAAACUCCCCAAAUGUCUGUCCGGGAGACCAUCAUGCAGGAAGCGGCAAACCUUGCGGCCAUGACGCGAGCGGCGACCCCCCUUCUAGGUGGGGAUAAUGUGGACUUGCAGCAAGGAACAGGAUAUGGAGGGAUUACUCCAAGCCGCACCCCAGGGCCGUCGUCCGUCCUCCGCACGCCCAGCUCGUCAUUGCGGACACCCAUGCGGGACAUGCUUGGCAUAAAUCCUGACGUUGGUGACGAGAUCACGGACAUGUCGAAGCGCGCGGAGAAAGCACGCCAUCGAGCAAAGACCGCAGCAUUGCAAAGUGGAUUUGCGUCGUUGCCGGAGGCUCAGCUAGAGUACGAAAUCAGCUUGCCAGCCGUGGACGCACCGACAGCUGACGAAGAUUCCGGUCGUGUGGAGGACGCAGGGGAGCGUGAUGCACGGUUGGCGCGCGAAGCGGCUGCCGAAGCCGACAAAGCUCUCCUGCGCCGAUCAACAGUGUUUCAAAAGCAGCUCCCCAAACCAACCUCUACAACGUCGUUAGUCUUGAAUGACGACCCUGCUAUCCAAGACGAAUUGGCAGCGCUCUUGGCGGCUGAUGUCGGCGACGGCUCGAAGAAAAAACGCAAGCGAGGCCAAGCAAAUGCGCCGUCGUCCGACGUUUUCACAAACGACGAGCUGCAGUUGGCACGCAACCUCGUGGCGCUGGACGCAAAGUUGCACGGCGCCGGUGUCCUGGACGUGAACUCGACGUGGCAAGCAGCACAGAAAAAUAUCAAAGAGCUUGCACCUGGCCAAUUGGUCCAUUGGGACGACAUCUCAGUCGAUCUGCGCAUCCAACUCCUGAGCAAGGAAUUUGCUGCGCUCAAGGAAGUGGAGGCGAAGUUGGUAAAGAAGGCAGACAAACUCGAACAAAAGGCGGGCCUUUUGCAUGGCGGAUACGAAAACGUGUGUGCUGGAUAUGGUACGUCGCUGGAGACGACGCAUCAAGCAUGGCUCGUCAAGUCGCGCGAACUGCAUGCGUUUAAUCAACUGCGACUCGUCGAGCAAUUGGCGCUGCCUCGGCGAUUGGAAUCGCUCGGUCGAGAAGUGGAUCUACUGCAGCUGCGCGAAGUCGAGUUGCAAAAGCGAUAUGCGGCGUUGCUGGAGGAGACCGACGCUAUCGCUGCCGAAUCCUAGCGGCCUUUUUGUCGCCACGAGCUACGGCUUGUCCGACGUCGCUUUGGUCGAGCUAAGAAAUUUUCCGCCUCAUUUUGAACUCUACCAAUUGUUGUCUG